This is a messenger RNA of Drosophila virilis, 1352 nucleotides long. It is a transcript of the gene miple1, whose product is annotated as midkine and pleiotrophin 1. Gene Ontology annotation, molecular function: growth factor activity; heparin binding. Gene Ontology annotation, cellular component: extracellular region. NCBI's taxonomy places the organism in Eukaryota, Metazoa, Arthropoda, Insecta, Diptera, Drosophilidae. Gene Ontology annotation, biological process: mesoderm morphogenesis. The record is from RefSeq and is a predicted model, not a curated record.
UUUUGCUAUUCAGUUUAAAAGAGACACGCAACGAAAGCAGUUCAGAAAAAUUCCCAGAACAAAUUCUUUUUCUGCGCUCAGUCUCAUCCCCAGUCAGCGCCAUAGUCAAUUGGCUACUUUAGUGUGUGUGGUGGAGGAGCGUUUUGUGUGUGUAUAACUUGUGAUUGUCUGGAUUAACAAAUAUACUGCGCGUAUUGCGUCACUCUUUACAUAGUUGAGCGAUACUAAGGAAAUUGUAUGCAGAGGGCAAUCAACACUCGUACAAUGAGUCAUAAUUGCAAAGGGUUCUGGGUGGCUGCGAUCUUAACAUGGUCAGCUUUGAUGUCUAAUUUUGUGUUUGGAACUACAGAGGGGCAGGAGACGCCACUAGCUCUGCCCGUGGCCGAGCUGACUCAACCCACAACAGCUAUACAGGGGGAGGUUUGGGAAGAGGAUGAUCACGAGGUCUUAAUACGCAACGAACGCGGGACAAAGAGCGAUGGCCUCUCAUGUCGUUAUGGCAAAAACCCAUGGACUGAAUGUGAUACUAAAACUAAUACUCGUUCUCGAACUUUGACAUUGAAAAAGGGCGACCCAGCUUGCGAUCAAACUCGCACUAUUCAAAAAAAGUGCAAGAAGGCGUGUCGUUAUGAGAAGGGCUCUUGGUCUGAAUGCACUACUGGACAGAUGACCAGAGCUGAUAAGUUAAAGGUCACUAGCGAUCCUUCAUGCGAAGCAACACGUUUGAUUAAGAAGAACUGUAAGCCCGGCAAGUCCAAGGAUAAGACUGCCAAGGAGCAGCGCAAAAAUAAGGAUAAAGCUGCUCGCAAAGGACGUGUUUAAGUAAUCUGGUAGCAAAGACUAAUUUUUUUUAAAGUCAGAUGUUAGAUUUUUCCCUGCAGCUCGUUUUUCAAAAUAUAAGAAUACUAAAUAAAAUCGUAAAAAAUAAACCCACUUAAUGGAUAACCGUAAAAAUUAUAUUUGAACACAUUUAAAAAAUUGUAGAUUUCAUUUAAACAAUUUAUAUAAAAUAACGGAAUAAACUAAAAUCUACACUAAAGAAAAAGUUUGCAAGAAUUUGCGAUUGAUAUUUGCAACCAUGGCAGUUCAGUUUAUUCAAGUUUCUCCAAAUGAAAAAAAAAAAAAAAAACAAUACGACUGAUCCGGCAGAUAGGAAUUUUUAUAGCCCGGAAGAUUGUCCGACAAUUCAUAUAAAGCAUUAGCCGAGUUAUUCUUAAAAUAACUUUACACCUACAUUAAUAUAAACCUUCCCAUAUUUAAACAAAAGUUAUUCAAACAUAAUUGAUGUAAAACGUUCGUCUGAAAAUAUCAGCUUCUGUAUUUGAUCUCAAUAAAAGAGAACAGAAAAAACA